Molecule: messenger RNA, 15259 nt
Organism: Alexandromys fortis (reed vole)
Lineage: Eukaryota; Metazoa; Chordata; Mammalia; Rodentia; Cricetidae
Gene: Fat1
Product: FAT atypical cadherin 1
Exons: 28
Coding region: 627-14435 (4602 amino acids)
Biological process (GO): homophilic cell-cell adhesion
Cellular component (GO): plasma membrane; catenin complex
Molecular function (GO): cadherin binding; calcium ion binding
Source: RefSeq, a predicted model, not a curated record
CUGGGCGCCAAGACUCGGCGGGGAGAAGAGUGGCGGAUAUUUCAUCGUGGGGACGGCCGGGGCCAGGGAGAUGACUGCGGCGGGGGAGCCGGCUGCAGCCAGGGCGUCCGCAGCUGCAACUGGCUGGGAGGCCGACUGAAGCCGGAGAACCCCUUCCAGCACCCGGGAGUCGGGGGCGAGGCGGAGCCUUGACGUCACCUCCCCUCCCCCAGCCGCUCCUGGAAGGAGGAGUGGGGGAAAAAGAGGCAGAGAUCCGCCGCAGUUGCCGGCCGUAACUCCUCUACUCGGCAGCUGGCUGCCUGGACAUGUCCUGACAAACUUGGCUUCUCAUCGAAGACCUUCACUUCUCUCUCCAGACCUCGUGCGCUCUUUCUCUCUCUCCACCUCUUUUGGUGCUCAAACUUUCCCCGGGUCGGAAGCCACUGGAAAUGCGACCACCUGAGUCCCGACUGCACUGGAGGAUCACACUCUGGUUGGGGAUAUGCUGAAGAUUCUAGGGAGGCAAACUUGGUACUUCGAGCCCGGCUCCUAACAAAAAUCCGAUCGGCGUGGGAUAUACCCAACUGCCGAGGACUGUAAGGAAGAGCACCCAGGACCGGGCUACUGUGGUGGCCAAGAAUUAAACCAUGGGGAGACCCUCGGCCUUGCCUCUGCUUCUGCUCCUCUUUCUCCAGCAUUUUGGAGACGGUGACGGAAGCCACAGACUUGAACCGACCCCUUCUCUACAGUUUACACACUUGCAGUACAACGUCACUGUGCAUGAAAACUCUGCCGCGAAAACCUACGUGGGCCACCCUAGAAAGAUGGGCAUCUACAUCUCAGACCCCUCGUGGGACAUACGGUACAAAAUCAUCUCAGGGGACAGCGAAAACCUGUUCAAAGCUGAGGAGUACGUUCUUGGAGACUUUUGCUUUCUAAGAAUAAGGACCAAAGGAGGAAAUACAGCUAUCCUGAAUCGAGAAGUGAGAGACCAUUACACACUGAUAAUCAAAGCGGUUGAAAGGAACACCAAUGCUGAGGCCCGAGCCAAGGUCAGGGUGCAAGUGCUGGAUACAAACGACCUACGGCCGCUAUUCUCGCCCACCUCUUACAGCGUAUCUCUGCCUGAAAACACAGCCAUAAGGACCAGUAUUGCGAGGGUUAGUGCCACGGAUGCGGAUAUCGGAACCAACGGGGAAUUUUACUACAGUUUCAAAGACCGAACCGACAUGUUUGCCAUCCACCCAACGAGCGGCGUGGUCGUCUUGACUGGCAGGCUCGAUUUCCUAGAGACCCGGCUCUAUGAGCUGGAGAUCCUGGCUGUGGACCGGGGCAUGAAAUUGUACGGCAGCAGUGGGAUCAGCAGCAUGGCCAAGCUGACGGUUCACGUGGAACAGGCCAACGAGUGUGCUCCCGCGAUAACAGCUGUGACGUUAGCGCCCUCCGAGCUGGACAAGGACCCAACAUAUGCCAUCGUCACUGUGGAGGACUGUGAUCAGGGUGCCAACGGGGAGAUAGCAUCUUUAAGCAUUGUGGCUGGCGACCUCCUGCAGCAGUUUAAAACAGUGAGGUCGUUCCCAGGGAGUAAAGCGUUCAAAGUCAAAGCCAGCGGGGGCAUCGAUUGGGACAGUCAUCCUUACGGCUUCAAUCUGACACUACAGGCUAAGGACAAAGGGACCCCUCCCCAGUUCUCCCCAGUGAAAGUCAUCCAUGUCGUUUCCCCACGGUUCAGAGCUGGGCCGGUAAAGUUUGAAAUGGAUGUUUACAGAGCCGAGAUCAGUGAAUUCGCUCCCCCACAUACACCCGUGGUCCUCGUCAAAGCCAUCCCUAGCUAUUCCCAUCUGAGGUAUGUCUUUAAAAGUACGCCUGCAAAAGCGAAAUUCAGUUUAAAUCCCAACACGGGUCUCAUUUCCAUCUUAGAACCAAUUAAAAGGCAGCAGCAUACAUCCCACUUUGAACUCGAAGUGACAACAAGUGACAGAAAAGCUUCCACCAAAGUCAUGGUGAAAGUCGUAGGCACAAACAGCAACCCCCCUGAGUUUACACAGACCACAUACAAAGCCUCCUUCGAUGAGAACGCACCCGUCGGCACUACCGUGAUGAGGGUCAGCGCGGUAGACCCCGAUGAGGGCGAGAACGGCUACGUGACCUACAGUAUAGCAAACCUGAAUCACGUACCCUUCGUCAUUGACCACUUCACCGGUGCUGUGAGUACUUCGGAGAACCUCGACUACGAACUGAUGCCUCGAGUUUACACGCUAAGGAUUCGGGCUUCCGACUGGGGCUUGCCAUACCGCCGGGAAGUUGAGGUCCUCGCCACGAUGACUCUGAAUAAUCUGAAUGACAACACGCCCUUGUUUGAGAAGAUAAACUGUGAAGGGACAAUUCCCAGGGACCUAGGCGUCGGGGAGCAGAUAACUACCGUUUCUGCUAUCGAUGCCGACGAGCUUCAGUUGGUGCGCUACCAGAUCGAGGCUGGAAAUGAGCUGGGUUUGUUUGACUUAAACCCCAGCUCUGGGGUACUGUCAUUAAAACACUCGCUCUUGGAAGGCUUGGGCGCGAAGGUUUCUUUUCACAGUUUGAGAAUUACAGCUACCGACGGAGAAAAUUUUGCCACACCAUUGUACAUCAACCUAACGGUGGCCGCCAGUCGCAAGCCAGUCAACUUGCAGUGUGAAGAGACCGGCGUGGCCAAAAUGCUGGCAGAGAAGCUUCUGCAGGCAAAUAAACUACACAGCCAGGAGGAGGCGGAGGAUAUUUUCUUUGAUUCGCACUCGGUCAACGCCCAUGCCCCACAGUUUAGGAGUACUCUUCCGGCUGGAGUUGAGGUAAAGGAGAACCUCCCUGUGGGUGCCAACAUAGUGUUCAUGAACGCCACUGACCUGGACUCUGGCUUCAAUGGAAAGCUUGUGUAUGCCAUCUCUGGAGGAAAUGACGACAGUUGCUUUAUUAUUGACAUGGAAACAGGCAUGCUGAAAGUCUUGUCUCCACUUGACCGUGAAGUAACAGACAAAUACACCCUGAAUAUUACCGUGUAUGACCUUGGUAUACCCCAGAGGGCCGCGUGGCGUCUUCUGGAUGUCACGGUUCUGGACGCCAAUGAUAAUCCGCCUGAGUUUUUACAGGAGAGCUACUUCGUCGAAGUGAGCGAAGACAAGGGGAUAAAUAGCGACAUCAUCCAGGUGGAAGCCACCGAUCAAGAUCUGGGCCCCAGUGGACAUGUGAGGUACUCCAUUCUCACGGACACAGAUAAGUUUUCCAUCGACAGCGCAACUGGCGUGGUGAAGAUCAUCCGGCCUUUGGAUCGUGAGGUGCAGCCUGUGCAUUACUUGAAGAUUGAGGCCAGGGACCAAGCCACGGAAGAACCUCGGUUGUUUUCCACCGUGCUUCUGAAAGUGUCCCUAGAGGACGUUAAUGACAACCCACCUAAGUUCAUUCCGCCUAAUUACUCUGUGAAAGUUCGAGAAGAUUUGCCGGAAGGAACCAUAAUCAUGUGGCUAGAAGCCUAUGAUCCUGACGUAGGUCAGUCCAGUCAGGUGAGAUACAGUCUCCUGGACCACGGAGAAGGCCACUUUGACGUGGAUAAACUCAGUGGAGCGGUUAGAAUUGUCCAGCAGCUGGACUUUGAGAAGAAGCAAGUAUAUAACCUCACCGUAAGGGCCAAAGAUAAAGGGAAGCCAGUGUCUCUGUCUUCCACGUGCUACGUGGAAGUUGAGGUCAUUGACAUGAAUGAGAACUUGCACUCGCCAGUGUUUUCCAGCUUCGUGGAGAAGGGCGUCGUGAAAGAAGAUGUCCCUAUUGGCUCCUCAGUAAUGACCGUGUCGGCUCACGAUGAGGACACCGGGAGAGAUGGAGAGAUCCGCUAUUCCAUUAGAGAUGGUUCUGGUGUUGGUGUCUUCAGGAUAGAUGAAGUAACAGGUGCUAUAGAGACUUCAGAUCGACUGGACAGGGAGUCGACUUCCCACUACUGGCUCACAGUCUAUGCCACGGAUCAAGGCGUGGUGCCCCUGUCGUCUUUCAUAGAGGUCUACAUAGAGGUGGAGGAUGUCAAUGACAACGCGCCACAGACCUCAGAGCCUGUGUACUAUCCAGAAAUCAUGGAAAACUCACCCAAGGAUGUGUCCGUGGUCCAGAUCGAGGCCUUCGACCCAGAUUCUAGCUCCAGUGACAAGCUGACAUACAAAAUUACAAGUGGAAAUCCGCAAGGAUUCUUCUUAAUACACCCUAAAACAGGUCUCAUCACAACCACGUCGAGGAAGCUGGACCGGGAACAGCAGGAUGAGCACAUACUCGAGGUUACUGUUACAGACAACGGCACGCCCCCCAGAUCCACCACUGCAGGGGUCAUCGUGAAAAUCCUUGAUGAAAAUGACAACAAGCCCCAGUUCCUGCAGAAGUUCUACAAAAUCAGGCUCCCGGAGCGAGAGAAAGCGGACGGGGAAAGAAAUGCCAAGCGAGAACCCCUGUACCGCGUCAUAGCUGCGGAUAAGGACGAAGGGCCUAAUGCCGAGCUGUCCUACAGCAUCGAGGAAGGGAACGAGCAUGGCAGGUUUUCCAUCGAACCCAAAACGGGAGUGGUUUCAUCCAAAAAGUUCUCUGCGGCUGGAGAAUACGACAUUCUUUCAAUUAAGGUAGUUGACAACGGUCGCCCUCAGAAGUCAUCCACCACCAGACUCCAUAUCGAGUGGAUCUCCAAACCCAAGCCGUCGCUGGAGCCCAUCUCAUUUGAAGAGUCGGUUUUUACAUUUACGGUGAUGGAAAGUGACCCGGUGGCUCACAUGAUUGGGAUGCUCUCGGUUGAGCCUCCGGGCGUACCUCUGUGGUUUGACAUCAUCGGUGGCAACUAUGACAGUCACUUCGAUGUCGACAAGGGCUCCGGCACGAUCAUUGUUGCCAAACCCCUCGAUGCAGAGCAGAAAUCCAACUAUAACCUCACAGUGGAGGCGACAGACGGAACCUCCACCAUCCUCACCCAGGUGCUUAUCAAAGUCAUAGAUACAAAUGACCACCGCCCUCAGUUUUCUACAUCAAAAUAUGAAGUCACUGUUCCCGAAGACACAGAGCCAGACACGGAGAUUCUGCAGGUCAGCGCGGUGGAUAAGGAUGAGAAAAACAAACUGAUCUACACCCUACAGAGCAGCAUAGACCCCGUGAGUCUCAAGAAAUUCCGCCUGGAUCCUGCCACCGGCGCUCUCUACACUUCGGAAAAGCUCGAUCAUGAAGCCAUCCACCGGCACGUGCUCACGGUCAUGGUACGGGAUCAGGAUGUUUCUGUGAAACGCAACUUUGCCAGGAUCGUUGUUAAUGUCAGCGACAUGAAUGACCACGCCCCGUGGUUCACCAGCUCCUCCUACGAAGGCCGAGUGUACGAGUCGGCUGCUGUGGGCUCGGUGGUGCUGCAGGUUACAGCUCUGGACAAAGACAAAGGGAGAAAUGCUGAAGUGCUCUACUCCAUCGAAUCAGGAAACAUUGGAAAUUCUUUCACAAUCGACCCCAUCUUGGGCUCUAUAAAAACUGCCAGAGAAUUAGACCGAAGUAACCAAGUAGAGUAUGAUUUAAUAGUAAAAGCUACAGAUCGAGGCAAUCCCCCAAUGAACGAAAUGACCGCUGUGCACAUCGCCGUCACCGUCGCUGAUAACGCCUCCCCAAAGUUCACGUCCAAAGAGUACUCCGUGGAGAUCAGCGAAGCCGUCAGCGUUGGCACUUUUGUCGGGAUGGUCUCUGCUCACAGCCAGUCGUCGGUGAUGUAUGAAAUCAAAGAUGGAAACGUAGGCGAUGCCUUUGAUAUUAAUCCCCAUUCCGGAAGCAUCGUCACUCAGAAAGCCUUGGAUUUCGAAACUCUGCCCAUUUAUACUUUGACCGUACAAGGGACCAACAUGGCUGGUUUGUCCACCAACACCACUGUUGUUGUGCAUUUGCAGGACGAGAACGACAACCCACCAGUGUUUGCCCAGGCAGAAUAUUCAGGAUUCGUUAGCGAAUCCGCUUCGGUCAACACUGUGGUUCUGACAGAUAGGAAUGUUCCGCUGGUGAUUCGAGCCACGGAUGCCGACCGGGAGUCCAAUGCUCUGCUCGUGUAUCAAAUCGUUGAGCCGUCCGUGCACAGCUCUUUCACCAUCGAUGCCACCACUGGCGCUAUCCACACCGUGCUGAGUCUGGACUAUGAGGAAACACGCGCUUUCCACUUCACUGUGCAAGUGCACGACAUGGGGACUCCGCGUCUGUCUGCCGAGCAUGCAGCCAAUGUGACGAUUCAUGUCAUUGACAUCAACGACUGCCCUCCCGUCUUCUCUCAAUCGCUGUAUGAAGCCUCUCUUCUGUUGCCAACAUACAAAGGAGUGAACGUCAUCACCGUGAACGCCACUGAUGCCGACUCCAGGGCGUUCUCACAGUUAAUGUACUCCAUCACCGAAGGCAACAUUGGGGAGAAGUUCUCAAUGGACUACAAGACGGGCACGAUAACAAUACAAAACACGACUCAGUUACGAAGCCGCUACGAGCUAACCGUGCGAGCCUCUGACGGCAGGUUUACCAGCACGACCUCUGUGAAGAUCAACGUGAGAGAAAGCAAAGAGAGCCCACUCAAGUUCACCCAAGACGUCUACUCUGCCGUCGUGAAGGAGAACACCACGGAAACCAAGACGCUCGCUGUCAUUACUGCCAAGGGGAACCCGAUCAACGAGCCUCUGUUUCAUCACAUCCUCAACCCGGACCGCAGGUUCAAGAUCAGCCACACGUCAGGCGUGCUGUCCACCACCGGCAUACCGUUUGACCGCGAGCAGCAGGAAGCGUUUGAUGUGGUCGUAGAAGUGACCAGAGAACGUGAGCCGUCAGCAGUGGCCCACGUCGUGGUGAAAGUCACCAUAGAAGACCAAAAUGACAAUGCGCCUGUGUUUGUCAACCUCCCCUACUACGCUGUCGUGAAGGUGGAUGCCGAGGUGGGCCACGUCAUUCGCUACGUCACAGCCAUUGACAGAGACAGCGGCCGAAAUGGGGAGGUCCACUACUACCUCAAGGAGCAUCACGAGCACUUCCAGAUUGGGCCCUCCGGUGACAUUUCUCUGAAGAAACAGUUUGAGCCCGACACCUUGAAUAAGGAGUAUCUUGUGACAGUGGUUGCCAAGGACGGAGGGAGCCCAGCUUUCUCUGCCGAAGUUCUAGUUCCCAUAACUGUCAUGAACAAAGCCAUGCCUGUGUUUGAAAAGGCUUUCUACAGCGCCGAGAUUCCAGAGAACAUCCAGGUGCACAGUCCCGUGGUCCACGUCCAAGCCAACAGCCCAGAAGGGUUGAAAGUGUUCUACAGCAUCACAGACGGAGACCCUUUCGAUCAGUUUACUAUUAACUUCAACACUGGGGUAAUAAAUGUCAUAGCACCGCUGGAUUUCGAGUCCCACCCAGCCUACAAACUGAGCAUACGGGCAACCGACUCCCUGACGGGCGCUCACGCCGAAGUCUUCGUUGACAUCAUAGUGGAGGACAUCAAUGAUAACCCUCCCGUGUUCGUGCAGCAGUCUUACACCACAACCCUGUCGGAAGCCUCUGUCAUCGGAACACCCGUCCUUCAAGUGAGAGCCACGGACUCGGAUUCAGAACCAAACAGAGGGAUUUCCUACCAGAUGUUUGGAAAUCAUAGCAAAAGUCAUGAUCACUUUCACAUAGACGGCAGCACGGGGCUCAUUUCACUCGUGAGACCUUUGGACUACGAACAGUCCCAGCAGCACAAGGUUUAUGUAAGGGCUGUGGAUGGAGGGAUGCCCCCACUGAGCAGUGAUGUCAUCGUCACCGUGGAUGUCACCGACCUCAAUGAUAAUCCACCCCUGUUUGAACAACAGAUUUAUGAAGCCAGAAUUAGCGAGCACGCAGCUCAUGGGCAUUUUGUGAUGUGUGUAAAAGCCUGCGAUGCCGACAGCUCGGACCUAGACAAGUUAGAGUAUUCCAUCCUGUCCGGCAAUGAUCAUAAAAGCUUUGUCAUCGGUGGCGAAACGGGGAUUAUAACGCUGUCAAACCUGCGCCGGCACACCUUGAAGCCGUUCUACAGUCUCAAUGUGUCUGUGUCUGAUGGGGUUUUUCGAAGUUCCGCUCAGGUUCACGUAACUGUGAUGGGAGGCAAUUUGCACAGUCCCGUUUUCCUUCAGAACGAAUACGAGGUGGAACUGGCCGAAAAUGCCCCCUUGCAUACUCUGGUGGUCCAGGUGAAGGCGACGGAUAGGGACUCUGGCAUUUACAAUCACAUAACUUACCAUCUCGUGAAUGACUUUGCAAAAGACAGAUUUUACGUGAAUGACAGAGGACAGAUAUUCACUCUGGAAAAGCUCGACCGAGAGACCCCAGCAGAAAAAAUAAUCUCCAUCCGUUUAAUGGCAAAGGACGCUGGAGGGAAAGUGGCGUUCUGCACCGUAAAUGUCAUUCUUACAGAUGACAAUGAUAAUGCCCCGCAGUUCCGCUCAACCAAGUACGAAGUGAACAUUGGAUCCAGCGCCGCCAAAGGAACGUCGGUCGUUAAAGUCUUUGCGAGUGAUGCCGAUGAAGGCUCUAAUGCUGACGUCACCUACACCAUCGAGGCGGACUCUGAAAGUGUGAAGGAGAAUUUGGAAAUCAACAAGCUGACCGGCUUAAUUACAACAAAGGAAAGUUUAAUUGGUUUGGAGAAUGAAUUCUUCACUUUCUUCGUUAGAGCUGUGGAUAACGGGUCUCCGCCCAGAGAAUCCGUUGUGCCUGUCUAUGUCCGGAUACUUCCACCGGAAACGCAGCUUCCACGGUUUUCAGAGCCCUUUUAUACCUACGACAUUUCAGAAGACAUACCCAUUGGAACAGAAAUUGACCUCAUCCGGGUAGAACAUAGCAGGGCUGUUCUCUACACUCUGGUCAAAGGCAAUACUCCCGAGAGUAAUAAAGACGAGUUCUUUGUGAUUGACAGGCAGACCGGGAGGCUGAAGCUAGAGAAGAGUCUUGACCACGAGACCACUAAGUGGUUUCAGUUUUCUGUCCUGGCCAGGUGUACUGUUGAUGACGCUGAGGUGGUGGCUUCUGUCGACGUUAGUAUCCAGGUGAAAGAUGUCAAUGAUCACAGCCCAGUUUUGGAGUCCAACCCUUAUGAAGCAUUUGUUGUCGAGAACCUGCCCGGGGGGAGUAGGGUCAUCCAGGUCAGGGCAUCUGACCUAGACUCGGGAGCCAAUGGCCAGGUCAUGUACAGCCUCGAUCCAUCCCAAGGUGCAGACAUCCUCGAGUCCUUUGCCAUUAACAUGGAAACGGGCUGGAUUACAACCCUGAAGGAGCUCGACCACGAAGAGAGAGCCAGCUACCAGAUUAAAGUGGUCGCGUCGGAUCAUGGCGAGAAGGUUCAGCUGUCCUCCACAGCCAUCGUGGAUGUUACUGUCACCGAUGUCAACGACAGCCCGCCCCGGUUCACGGCUGAGAUUUACAAAGGGACUGUGAGUGAGGACGACCCUCCAGGUGGCGUGAUUGCCAUCCUGAGCACCACCGAUGCCGACUCUGAGGAGAUUAACAGACAAGUGACCUACUUUAUAACAGGAGGGGAUGCUUUGGGGCAAUUUGCUGUCGAAAAUAUACAAAAUGAAUGGAAGGUCUACGUGAAGAAACCCCUGGACAGGGAGCAAAAGGACAGUUACCUUCUGACCAUCACAGCAACCGACGGCACCUUCUCUUCCAAAGCCAGGGUUGAAGUGAAAGUUCUUGACGCCAACGACAACAGCCCGGUGUGUGAGAAGACUUUAUAUUCUGACACCAUUCCUGAAGACGCCCUUCCUGGGAAACUGGUCGUGCAGGUCUCUGCCACAGAUGCAGAUAUCCGGUCCAACGCGGAGAUUACUUAUACUUUAUUUGGUUCAGGUGCAGAAAAGUUCAGACUAAAUCCAGACACAGGUGAAUUGAGAACAUUAGCCCCCCUUGAUCGCGAGGAGCAGGCAGUUUACCAUCUCCUUGUCAAGGCCACCGAUGGAGGGGGACGAUCCUGUCAGGCUGCCGUUGUGCUCACCUUAGAAGAUGUGAAUGAUAACGCCCCCGAAUUCACCGCGGAUCCGUACACCAUCACCGUGUUCGAAAACACGGAGCCGGGGACACUGUUGACCAGAGUGCAGGCCACUGAUGCAGAUGCAGGACUGAACCGGAAGAUUUCCUACUCGUUGAUCGACUCUGCUGAUGGGCAGUUCUCCGUUAACGAGCUCUCUGGGAUUAUCCAGUUAGAGAAGCAUUUGGACAGAGAGCAACAGGCAGUGUAUACCCUCACUCUGAAAGCAGUGGACCAAGGACUGCCGAGAAAACUGACGGCUACUGGCACCGUGGUCGUGUCCGUUUUGGAUAUAAACGACAACCCGCCCGUGUUUGAGUACCGUGAAUAUGGUGCCACCGUGUCCGAGGACAUCCUCGUCGGAACCGAAGUUCUCCGGGUGUACGCAGCGAGUCGGGAUAUUGAGGCAAAUGCAGAAAUCACCUACUCAAUAAUAAGUGGAAACGAACAUGGAAAAUUCAGCAUCGAUUCUAAAACAGGGGCCAUAUUCAUCAUUGAGAACCUGGAUUAUGAGAGCUCCCAUGAAUAUUACCUGACCGUGGAAGCCACAGAUGGGGGCACGCCCUCACUGAGUGACGUGGCGACGGUGAACAUCAACGUCACGGACAUCAACGAUAACACCCCAGUGUUCAGCCAGGAUACCUACACCACGGUGGUCAGUGAAGACGCGGCUCUUGAGCAGUCGGUCAUUACGAUUAUGGCUGAUGAUGCUGACGGCCCAUCAAACAGUCACAUCCACUACUCGAUUAUAGAAGGGAACCAAGGAAGUCCAUUUACGAUUGACCCUGUCAGAGGAGAAGUGAAAGUGACCAAGCCCCUAGACCGAGAAACGAUCUCAGGUUAUACCCUUACGGUGCAAGCUGCUGAUAACGGCAGUCCGCCCCGAGUCAACACAACCACGGUCAACAUCGAUGUGUCCGACGUCAAUGACAACGCACCUCUCUUCUCCAGAGACAACUACAGUGUCAUCAUCCAGGAGAACAAGCCAGUGGGGGUCAGCGUCCUGAAGCUGGUAGUCACAGACAAGGACUCCUCUCACAAUGGCCCCCCCUUCUUCUUCACUAUCGUGAGUGGAAAUGAUGAUAACACAUUUGAAGUGAACCAGCACGGGGUCCUCCUGACGGCUGCGGCCAUAAAGAAGAAAGAGAAGGACCAUUACCUUCUGCACGUUAAGGUAUCUGAUAAUGGGAAACCUCCGCUGUCCUCGCUGACGCAUAUUGACAUCAGGGUUAUUGAGGAAAGCAUCCACCCUCCUGCCAUUUUGCCACUAGAGAUUUUCAUCACUGCUUUUGGAGAGGAAUAUUCAGGUGGGGUCAUAGGAAAGAUCCACGCAACUGACCAGGAUGUGUACGACACACUGACGUACAGUCUGGAUCCCCACAUGGACGGCCUGUUCUCGGUGUCCAGCACGGGGGGCAAGCUGAUUGCACACCGAAAACUUGACAUCGGCCAGUACAUUCUCAACGUCAGCGUGACAGAUGGGAAGUUUACCACGGUGGCCGACAUCACCGUGCACAUCCAGCAAGUGACGCAGGAGAUGCUGAACCACACCAUUGCCAUUCGCUUCGCCAACCUCACCCCGGAAGAAUUCGUCGGCGACUAUUGGCGCAACUUCCAGCGGGCUUUGCGGAACAUCCUGGGUGUUAGGAAGAAUGACAUCCAGAUAGUUAGCCUGCAGCCCUCCGACCCACACUCGCAUCUAGACAUAUUACUCUUUGUCGAGAAGUCAGGUAGCACUCAGGUUUCAACAAGACAGCUUCUGCACAAGAUUAAUUCUUCUGUGACCGACAUCGAGGAGAUCAUUGGUGUGAGGAUACUGAACGUGUUCCAGAAGCUGUGUGCAGGGCUGGACUGCCCGUGGAAGUUCUGCGAUGAGAAGGUGUCUGUGGAUGAAAACAGCAUGUCGACACACAGCACGGCCAGGUUGAGUUUUGUGACCCCCCGACACCACAGAACAGCUGUGUGUCUCUGCAAAGAUGGGAAAUGCCCGCCUGUCCACCAUGGGUGUGAAGAAAACCCGUGUCCUGCAGGCUCCGAAUGUGUCCCUGACCCCAGGGAGGAGAAGUACAGCUGCGUGUGUCCCGGGGGCGGGCUUGGCAAAUGUCCAGGGAGUUCAUCCAUAACCUUUACCGGGAACAGCUUUGUAAAAUACCGUCUGAUGGAAAACGAAAACAAAUUGGAGAUGAAACUGACCAUGCGGCUAAGAACCUACUCUUCCCAUGCAGUGGUGAUGUAUGCUCGGGGAACGGAUUACAGUAUCCUGGAGAUCCACGCUGGAAGACUGCAGUACAAAUUUGACUGUGGAAGUGGCCCUGGGAUUGUCUCCGUUCAAAGCAUUCAAGUCAACGAUGGGCAGUGGCACGCAGUGUCCCUUGAAGUGGAGGGAAACUAUGCUAAAUUGGUUCUAGAUGAAGUCCACACUGCCUCGGGCACUGCCCCAGGGGCCCUGAAAACCCUAAACCUGGAUAACUAUGUGUUUUUUGGCGGCCACCUCCGCCAGCAAGGAACAAAGCAUGGAAGAAGCUCCCAAAUCGCCAAUGGUUUCAGGGGCUGCAUGGACUCUAUUUAUCUAAAUGGGCAGGAGCUGCCUUUGAAUAACAAGCCAAGAGCCUAUGCACAUAUUGAAGAAUGGGUGGAUUUAUCUCACGGGUGCUUAUUAUCAGCCACAGAAGACUGCUCCAGCAACCCUUGCCAGAAUGGAGGCGUGUGCAACCCCUCACCUACUGGAGGUUAUUACUGCAAGUGCAGCGCCUUGUACGCGGGGGUGUACUGUGAGGUGAGCGUCAACCCGUGCGCCUCCAACCCCUGCCUCUACGGUGGUACGUGCAUAGUGGACAACGGAGGCUUCGCUUGUCAGUGCCGGGGGCUGUACACCGGCCAGAGAUGUCAGCUUAGUCCCUACUGCAAAGAUGAGCCCUGUAAAAAUGGUGGAACAUGUUUUGACAGUUUGGACGGUGCUGUCUGUCAGUGUGACUCGGGCUUUAGGGGAGAAAGAUGUCAGAGCGACAUCGACGAGUGUGCUGGGAACCCCUGUCGGAACGGCGCCCUCUGUGAGAACACCUAUGGCUCCUAUCAGUGUAACUGCAGCCACGAGUACAGAGGGAAGCACUGCGAGGACGCCGCUCCCAACCUGUACGUGUCCACGCCCUGGAACAUUGGCCUGGCCGAAGGGAUAGGAAUUAUUGUGUUUAUAGCCGGGAUUUUCCUGCUGGUGGUGGUGUUCGUCCUCUGCCGGAAGAUGAUCAGUCGGAAAAAGAAACCCCAGGCUGAACCGGAAGACAAACGUUUGGGGCCAACCACGGCUUUCUUACAGAGACCUUAUUUCGAUUCUAAGCUGAACAAGAACAUUUACUCCGACAUACCACCCCAGGUGCCUGUCCGCCCCAUCUCCUACACUCCGAGCAUUCCAAGUGACUCUAGGAACAAUCUGGACCGCAAUUCUUUCGAAGGCUCCGCCAUCCCAGAGCAUCCAGAAUUCAGUACUUUCAACCCCGAGUCUAUGCACGGACACAGGAAAGCUGUGGCCGUGUGCAGCGUAGCUCCAAACUUGCCCCCACCACCACCUUCCAACUCCCCGUCGGACAGUGACUCCAUACAGAAGCCUAGCUGGGACUUUGACUAUGACGCCAAAGUGGUGGAUCUCGAUCCUUGUCUUUCCAAGAAGCCCCUGGAGGAAAAGCCCUCCCAGCCCUACAGUGCCCGGGAGAGCCUGUCCGAGGUGCAGUCCCUUAGCUCCUUCCAGUCAGAGUCCUGUGACGACAAUGAAUCUUUGGCUGCUCCUGACCUCAGCAAACCAAGAGGGUACCACUGGGAUACAUCAGACUGGAUGCCAAGUGUUCCCCUGCCGGACAUCCAAGAGUUCCCCAAUUACGAGGUUAUUGAUGAGCACACCCCCCUCUACUCGGCAGAUCCCAAUGCCAUUGAUACUGACUAUUACCCUGGAGGCUAUGACAUUGAAAGUGACUUUCCACCCCCACCGGAGGACUUCCCCGCGCCCGAUGAACUGCCACCAUUGCCUCCAGAAUUCAGCGACCAGUUCGAGUCCAUACACCCGCCCAGAGACAUGCCUGCUGCAGGGAGCUUGGGCUCGUCCUCCCGAGGUCGGCAGAGAUUCAAUCUGAAUCAGUACCUGCCCAAUUUCUACCCCGUCGAUAUGUCUGAACCUCAGAAACAAGGCCCUAGGGAGAACAGUCCGCGUAGAGAACCCUUUGCCCCCUACCCUCCAGGGUAUCCAAGAAACUUGGAAGCCCCCACCAUAGAAAACAUGCCCAUGUCUGUGUACCCCUCCACAGCUUCCUGCUCUGACGUGUCAGCGUGCUGUGAAGUGGAGUCUGAGGUCAUGAUGAGUGACUACGAGAGUGGGGACGAGGGCCACUUUGACGAGGUGACAAUCCCUCCGCUCGACGCCCAACAGCACACCCAAGUGUGACGCUCAGACUCCUCCCCAAAGUGCCUGGACUUUUAACGAACCUAGAGACGGUAUCAGUGAUCUCCGCAGUGUUCUUUGCAGCGGUCUGAUGGGCUUCUCAGCGAGCUGCAGCGGGCAUGGCUGCACGGAACCACACGCCUCUUGACAUGUUAGCCAUUUCCAGUGUCCUAACCGGUUGACUGUCAUCGAUAGGGUUUUCAUCGCCUGUGCCAUUUCUGAGCAUCCUUUUCGUAUUUAGAUGUGUCUCUGUUAAAACAAUGAAACAGAAAUCAGUCCUGUCACCCUGUUAGCAUGAUCCAUGUAUUUAUAUAGAUCCGAUUAUUUUAAUUUUGCUUUUUUUUUGUGUGUGUGUGUAAAUUUUAUGUACAGAUUUGAUUUUUUUUUCAUAGUUUUAACUACGUUUUCAGGAUGCCUUGUGCGUUUGUUUUCCUCUAGAUCUGGGUGGUGUUAGCGUCGUCCGUCACCUAGCACCCUGAUUUUUCUGAUGUAACCAGGGUUUCACUCUGUUCCUUCCCACUGAAGUGUGACGUCUCAUCAACACAUCUCAGUCCGGUCCUUUAUUUCUAGCUGUACAUACAAGGUGAGGAAGACCUGUUACUGGACAUGUCUUAAAUGGGUUGCUGUAUUAGGAUGAUAAACAUUUUUCAUUAUUGGAAAGUGUAAAGGGGACCUUCUGCAUACCUGUUUAGAACCAAAACCACCACGACACAGUUUUUAUAGUGUCUGUAUAUUUGUGAUGCCAUGGUCUUGUAAAGGUUUUUACUGAAAGUUACCAUUAGCCAGCCUUUCUUACAAUAAAUUAUUAAUAAAAUACUUUAGCUUUA